Marasmius oreades (fairy-ring Marasmius) is the source of this 967-nucleotide messenger RNA. RefSeq lists its product as uncharacterized. Lineage: Eukaryota; Fungi; Basidiomycota; Agaricomycetes; Agaricales; Marasmiaceae. Bases 93 to 800 code for a protein of 235 amino acids. Gene Ontology annotation, molecular function: fatty acyl-CoA hydrolase activity. The transcript is spliced from 6 exons. The record is from RefSeq and is a predicted model, not a curated record.
AAAAAACAAAUUUCAAGCCCCUUGUGUCGCUCCGGCGGCAAAAGUGUGCGGGCCGCUUCCCUUUCAACAAACUAAAGUCUCUGUUGCGUACUAUGUUCCAAAUGCUCAGGCCCAGGCUCAAGAAACACGUCUUUCCUCCUCAAAUACCUCUUACUACGCGUAACAAUUCGUCUAGUCCUUCUAUUAAGCAUCUCCAGGAAGCCUUUCGAGAUCCGAAGUCGCCGUAUUAUAUAUCUCCUGGCAGUCAAGGGCCUGCAUCACCGGACGAAGUAGGGGAGGAACAUUCGUUCGAGGAAAAGCUGGAACAAGCGCGUUUGAAGAUGGUUGAAGCUGGAUUCUUUUGGCAGCAGCAGGUAGCUUGGGGAGAUCAUGACGCUUUUCAUCACGUCAACAAUGUUCACUAUGUUCGGUUUUUCGAGUCGAGCCGGAUUCGUUGGAUGACACAUCUCGGUAACCGCCUCGGUGGACCCCAAAGAGCCGACUCCCUUCUCAAAGGCAAAGGAAUCUCACUCAUUCUCAAAUCCAUUCAAGUCAAUUACCGAAGGCCUGUAACCUAUCCCGACACACUCCUCCUUUCCCAUAAACCCUACGUUCCACAACCAACACCGACAACCAACCCAGACGACCCAAGUCACCUUUACCUUACCUCGUCAGCAUUUUCAGUAGCCCAACAAGCGUUUGUAGCGCAUGCUUUUGAGACUAGCGUAUGGUACGACUACGAUAAACUUCGGAAAUGUGAUCCUGGUAGAGAGUACAGGAAUGCGGUAUGGGAGACGUUUGGUGGUCCUCCGAGAGGCUAAGGGAUGGUUAUUCUUACCAGUGUGGUGUUCCGUGUUGAUCCCUCAUAAUGAUCUCAAUCAUGAGGUUACUGAUCAACGUGCCAUCCAUUGCCCAAAUCAUACUUAUAUAGUAUAAUUUGAGAUGAUUUGUUUCUUAGAGUAGAAAUACUUGUCGAGUUGAGAUGCCA